Megachile rotundata (alfalfa leafcutting bee) is the source of this 2038-nucleotide messenger RNA. It is a transcript of the gene AsnS, whose product is annotated as asparagine synthetase. Gene Ontology annotation, molecular function: asparagine synthase (glutamine-hydrolyzing) activity. The record is from RefSeq and is a predicted model, not a curated record. Gene Ontology annotation, cellular component: cytosol. Lineage: Eukaryota; Metazoa; Arthropoda; Insecta; Hymenoptera; Megachilidae.
ACAUUGCGCAGCCGCAUUGCAUACUUCGUAUUAUCGCAUAUACGACACGUAGCUACGCAUAUGGCUAUGCACAUACAGAUAUGUGUAAACUUGAUGAAAGCAGUGUAUUCGCUUUUUACUUCUAUAUUAUUAAUCAUAUAUAGUAGCACUUGGAAGACGAGGAAAACGAUUUUAUUUAUUAUAAAGUGAAAUUUUCAUACGAUAUUUCAGAUUGACAAAUUUGAGAAACAAAUUUGAGAAACAUCUACAAAAUGUGUGGAAUUUGGGCUCUCUUUGGAUUAGACUCACAAUCUUUUGCUCAUGUUUGCAAGACCUUUGAAAAAAUAACACACCGUGGUCCAGAAGCUUUCAGACUUGAAUUUGAUAACAGAGUUAAAAAUGGGUACCUUGGAUUUCAUAGAUUAGCAAUUGUUGAUAGCUUUUGUGGAAUGCAACCAAUGAGACUGUAUGAAUAUCCACAUUUAUUUUUAUUAUGCAAUGGAGAAAUUUAUAAUCACCAGAAGCUUAGCCAAGAUUAUGGAUUUAAACGUGUUACUAAGUGUGAUGUUGAAGUAAUAUUACACUUAUAUGCAACUGGUGGUGCUCAGAAUGUUGCCAAGAUGCUUGAUGGUGUUUUUGCAUUUUGUUUGAUGGACAUUAAAGAAAAAAGAAUUCUUAUUGGUAGAGAUCCAUAUGGUGUUAGGCCUAUUUUCAGAUUAUACUCUGAUGAUGGACAACUUGCAGUUUGUUCUGAAAGCAAGGGAAUUGUAGGAAUUACGAACCAAGUUACAUCAAAAUAUGUAUUGGAACCAUUUCCACCAGGUUAUUAUGAAGAAUAUGAAAUUUUAGAUGAUUACAGAGUAAAAUUGUUGUCAAAAGUUAACUACCACAAAACGGAAGAAAAGCCUAGUUUUCAAGUUUAUACUCCUUGGAAUGAAUUACACAGUACAGAUAUACAUGAAAACAUUAGAAAGUUACUUUCAGCUGCAGUAAAGAAAAGGCUAAUGACAGAUAGGAAAAUAGGUUGUCUAUUAUCAGGUGGUCUUGAUUCAAGUUUAAUUGCAGCUUUACUUGUGAAACAUGCAAAAGAAGCAAAUUUACCAUACAAAAUACAAAGUUUUGCAAUUGGCAUGGGUGAUAGUCCAGAUAUUAUUGCAGCUAGACAGGUUGCAGAUCAUAUAGGAACAGAACAUCAUGAAAUAAUUUUUUCAGAAACAGAUGUAGUUGAAAUAUUGGACAAACUCAUUUAUCAAUUAGAAACAUAUGAUAUCACUACCAUUAGAGCUUCUGUUGGUAUGUAUCUUAUCUCAAGAUACAUUAAACUUAAUACAGAAGCUACUGUAAUAUUCAGUGGAGAAGGUGCAGAUGAACUAGCACAGGGGUAUAUAUAUUUCAGAGAUGCACCUAAUGCAGUGGAAGCUCAUACUGAAUCUAUUCGAUUGUUAAAAGAUAUAUAUUUAUAUGAUGGUUUAAGAGCAGAUAGAACAACUAGUGCAUUUAGCUUAGAACUUCGAGUUCCAUUUUUAGACAUUCAGUUUACAAAUUAUUAUUUAUCACUAGAUGCUGCUUCUAGACAACCACAAGGAGGAAUUGAGAAACAUUUAUUAAGAUCUGCAUUCGAAGGAACGAAUCUCUUACCAUCAAACAUUUUAUGGAGGCAUAAAGAAGCAUUUAGUGAUGGUGUGACGUCGGUUAAAAAAUGUCUCUUUCAAAUCAUAAAUGAUAUCGUAAAUGAUCGAGUAUCGAAUGAAGAUUUGGAAAAAGCUUAUAUGACAUAUCCUCAUUGUACUCCAAAAACCAAGGAAGCAUUUUAUUAUAGAUCCGUGUUCGAGAAGCAUUACGGAGGACAUGCAAAACGUUUUGUACCGUACUUUUGGAUGCCGCGUUGGGUAAAAGGAGUCACUGAUCCAUCUGCAAGAUUUAUUGCUCAUUAUGCAGCAGACAAAAAGAAAUAAUUAUAAAGAAAGUACGAAGGACUAAAUGUACAUAGUUUAUUUUAAUCAUAAAUCUGUAAAAAAGAACAUUUGGUCAUGUUAUAUUUUUCUAAAUAAAAAUAUAC